Molecule: messenger RNA, 1218 nt
Organism: Trichosporon asahii var. asahii CBS 2479
Lineage: Eukaryota; Fungi; Basidiomycota; Tremellomycetes; Trichosporonales; Trichosporonaceae
Product: putative zinc-binding alcohol dehydrogenase
Exons: 2
Coding region: 1-1218 (405 amino acids)
Molecular function (GO): zinc ion binding; galactitol-1-phosphate 5-dehydrogenase activity
Source: RefSeq, a predicted model, not a curated record
AUGCUCAGCCGACUUUCUCAGCUGGCCCCAAUCUCAAGAAGGGUCCCUACUUAUCUUGCUCCUAUCUCCAGAGCUACGACUGCUUCGCCCUCCGUUGCUCGAUCCCCUGCUCGCCCCGCUCGCUCCCACGCUACCAUGACGAACGACACUCUCGCCGCCGACGGCAAGAUGCAGGCCGCACGCUACUAUGGGCGCGGCGACAUUCGUGUCGAGCGCGUGCCCGUCCCCCAGGUCAAGCCCGGCACCGUUGCCAUCGACGUCGCUUACUGCGGUAUCUGCGGCAGUGACCUGCACGAGUACCUCGAUGGCCCCAUCUUCUGCCCGAUUCACCGUCACCCCUGGUCGAAGGAGCAGAUCCCGGUUACGAUGGGACACGAGUUCUCCGGCCGCGUCGCCGAGGUCGGCGAGGGUGUGACGGAUCUCGCGGUCGGUGACAAUGUCUGCGUCGAGCCGUACAUUCUCGACCCGGCGGUCGACACGUCGCCCGCGAACAACACCUACCACCUCUCGAAGGGAAUGGGUUUCAUUGGUCUUUCGGGCGGCGGCGGCGGUCUCAGCGAGCGCAUCGUCGUGCCGCGGCGUUGGGUCCACCCCGUCGGCGACAUCAAGCUGAACGAGGCUGCUCUCAUCGAGCCCCUAUGCGUUGCGCACCACGCCUUCCGCCGCUCGGGCGCUCAACCGGGUGACACUGCCCUCAUCACUGGUGCGGGCCCCAUUGGUCUCCUGACCGCCGCGAUCUGCAAGGCCAAGGGCGUGCGUGCCGUUAUGUCUGAGCCGUCAGAGCUGCGCCGGAAGAAGGCUCUCGAGACUGGCGUCGCCGAGGCGGUCUUCGACCCGCGUCAGGUCGACGUCGCGGCCGAGCUGCAGAAGACCGGAGGCGCCGACGUCGGAUUCGAGUGCACGUCCGUCCAGGUCGCGUUUGACACGCUCGUCGACGCGCUGAAGCCGGCCGGCACCAUCGUCAUCGUGUCCAUUUGGGGACACAAGGCGCAGCUCGACAUGCAGAAGAUUGUCCUCAAGGAGCUCUCCCUCAAGGGCACCAUCGCUUAUGCCAACGACCACCCCGAGGUCAUUCGUCUCGUCCAGGAGGGCAAGAUCGACCUCAAGCCGUUCAUCACCAAGGUCAUUGGCCUGAACGAGCUCGUCACCGACGGCUUUGACACGCUCAUCAACCGUAAUGACACAGCUGUCAAGAUUCUCGUCGACCCUAGGAAGUAA